AGAUAAUUAAUAAUAAUGGGUGUUGGUCUGGAACCUUUGGAAUUUACCGACUGUUUAACAGACAGUCCUUAUUUUCGUGAUAAUCUUCAUUCUCACGAGCGCGAAUUAGACAAAACCAGUCAGCAAAUAAAACGUCUCAUCAAGGAGGUCAAGGAUUUACUUCUGGCUGCUAAAAAUUUAUCUCGAGCCCAACGAACGUUUUCAAAAACACUUCAAAACUUCAGCUUUGAGUGCAUCGGAGAAACACAGACGGAGGAUGAAACACACAUAUCGCAAAGCUUGAAAGAGUUUGGCAGACUUAUUGCAUCCAUUGAAGAUGAACGCGACCGCAUGCUUGAACGUGCUUACGAUCAAAUAAUACUACCGCUAGAAAACUUUAGAAAGGAGCAUAUUGGCGGUGUCAAGGAAGGAAAGAAAAAGUUUGAGAAACAAACGAUCAAAUUUUGUCAGAGUCAAGAACGUUACUUGAACCUAUCAACUAAGAAGCAAGAUAAUGUACUUCAGGAGGCGGAUGCCACAUUGGAUAUGGCUGAAAGGCAUUUUUGUCAAGCCAGUUUGGAGUAUGUCUUUCUGCUUCAAGAGGUCCAAGAGCGCAAGAAAUUCGAAUUUGUCGAAACUUUGCUAGGAUUUAUGUUUGGUUGGCUCACCUUCUAUCACCAAGGGCAUGAGGUGGCCAAGGAUUUCAAACCCUACAUGACGGAACUACAGUUGAAGAUACAAAAGACAAGAGAGAAUUUCCUCGCCACAAGGGAUAAAACUGAAUCACUCAUGAAUAAAAUGAAGGAGAUGAAAAAGUCUCCUACGGAAACCGGCGUUGGCAAAUCAAAUUCACGCGAAGGCUAUUUGUUUUUGAUGGAGAAAAAGGCAUUUGGAACAACAUGGACAAAACAAUAUUGCACAUAUCAAAAAGACAAGAAAGAGUUUACUAUGAUACCUUACAAUCAGCUUACUGGAAAAUUCAGUAAUAGAGAAACGUUAACUCUAGCUUCGUGUGUGCGGCGUAUGUCAGAUUCCAUUGAAAAACGAUUUUGUUUUGAUAUUACCGCCGUUGAUAAACCAGGAAUAAUAUAUACAUUUCAAGCACUGUCCGAACCGGAUAGAAAGUUAUGGAUGGAUGCCAUGGAUGGCAAGGAGCCUACAUAUGCCUUGCAAGGGCCGUCUGUGAUGGUUGAAGAAACAGGUCUUGAUGAGACUGGCUUCGCUUUUGUAUCAAAAUGUAUAGCGGCGUUAGAAGAUAGGGGUUUAAACGAACAAGGGCUCUACAGAGUUGUAGGAGUAUCGUCAAAAGUGAACAAGCUACUGGCAAUGGGCCUCGAUAGAAGGAAAUUGGAUAAAUUUAAUCUAGAUGACCGAUUCGAAUGGGAAAGUAAAACUAUUACGAGUGCUCUGAAAACUUAUUUGCGAACAUUAUCAGAACCACUAAUGACCUUCCGCUAUUACCACAGUUUUAUAGCAGCUGCGAAACAGGAAAACAAAGAAUUCCGGCUUAAUGACGUUCACGCGCUAGUUUAUAAACUGCCAAAACCAAAUUUCAAUAUGCUUUUGCUUCUUAUGAAUCAUCUGAGUAGUGUUGCAAAAAAAAGUGAUAAAAAUUUAAUGACAACUGGAAAUUUGGCUGUGUGCUUUGGCCCUACUUUACUUCGACCGGAAGAAGAAACAGUCGCCUCAAUAAUGGACAUCAAAUUUCAUAAUAUAGUGGUGGAAAUACUUAUUGAAAAUUGUCAGAAAAUAGGGAGUGGUCCGCCACAGGAGAACCCACCUAUGGGGCAGUCGACUCAACUGACUAAUUUAAGUCCAACACAAACUGACGUUAGACACAGUCACAGUUCUCCCGGCAAUGGGACUGCAAUAUUAUCCAGAUACUCUACCUAUACAGCUGUACCAACGACACAUAGCCAUCUGAUCACGAGAUCAUAUUACGAUGGUCCUAUGUCUGUCGCUUCUGGAUCAUCUGUGGAGGAUAGAAAAAAUGGAGAUUACGAAGAAAUAGAUCAUAAUAGUCAGAGAGCACCGUUAUAUUCUGACAGCCGGACGGGGCGUGUAAAAUUGAGCGAUGCAAAUUUCAUGUAUCAUUCCACAGAAAAGGUUACAGGUAGUGGAAAUACGAGCAGCUCAAGUGAAUCAGUUGCAUCGGAUCCUCAUCCAUUUACGUCCGAUUUGCCUGUGAAACAGAAGCGGGGAUCAAUGAUGGGAGUGCAUUACCCUACCAAUUAUCAACAGCGAGGAAAUCCUCCACUACCUCUGAGUGGGCGUUCAAGUCCGGGACAAUUGGGUGGUAUUUGGAGGGUGCGAACUUUAUACGCCUGUUUAGCCGAAAACGACGGGGAAUUGUCAUUUGAACCGAAUCAAAUAAUAACUAAUGUGAAAAAUUCUCUGGAACCUGGGUGGUUGGAGGGAACCCUGAACGGAAAAACGGGGUUGGUUCCCAGGAAUUACGUGGAGCAGUUACCUUGAUGACUUACCGAGCCAAAGAGUGCCUCAUAGUUACUAAUAAUUCAUAGCGUACGAAUGCCUCUCGCAUUCCUACUUUUGCACAUUCCUAAAGGGCCAUACCUCCGUAUUUUAUUUAUUGCAAAGCAAUGUAAGUAUACAGUCGAAAAAAUUAUUAUUUAAUCCAAAUCAAAGUUCAAACCAUAUUCAACAAGAUUCAUUUAGAAAAUCGAUUAUGCUUGCGAUAUACAUAUAGUCUCUAAUCGGAGCUGUCUUGCUCACAAAUAUACAUCUACUUUGUAAAUAAUUUAUUCAAUUAAAAUAUGGGAUUAAUAUAUGUAAUAUUUAUUAAUAUUCGGCAAAGCUCGUUGUUGGCAAUACCUCGAAAGACUGAGGCAACAUUAUUUGUAAAUAAUAAGGUACAACCACAUAACUACGUAUAAUGAUGUGAAAUACUUACAUCCAGCGCAGUGGUAUACAUACAUAUGUAUAGAUAUAGUAGCAUAAGCUGUGCCAUAUUUUGGUUUUUUCUUUUUCGCUUUUCUACUUUUACCUAUUUAUCUAUUUAUUUUAACGAUGCGUUAAAAGCCCAAUAAUUACUUCAUAAAUUACGCUUCCGAUAAACUAAUUCAAGUAUUGUAGUCGUAAGGUAUGUGCAAUAAAUAUUAUUUUCUAUUGCACGUUAUUUGUCGCCAGGAGCCAGUACUUUUAUUCUUAUGCGUUCAAAGUUGAACAGAAUGGUGUUCUGUCAAUAAAUUGAAACUAUUUUUAUUCAUCAGCGACCGUAUCACAAGUCAGAAGUCCAACUAGUUUUUGAUACACUGUAAUCUAUUAGUGACAUGGAUAUCUAGUUUCUAAAAAAUUGGUAGAUGAAUUUUCCACGCAUAAUGUAGCAUGAUUUUUACAUUGGUAAGUCAUAAUAAUAUCAUGGAUUAUUAUAUUGAUAUAGUAAAAUGAACAUUUCCAGAAUAAUGUAAUAUCUUGUAAUGGUAUGUAAAUAAGGGGUAGAUAAAUUAACAAUAAGCUUGAAUCGGUUCGUUUAUUGCAACGUAAUUAGUAAAUUUGAAUAUAACACGGAUAUGCAAUAUUCCCUGAAAUUAGUUGAAACUAAUUCAGGUAUUUGUAAAUAAUUGGUUUAAAUACUUCGAGUACGUGAACACGUGCAAUUAGAUAAUUUUCACUACGUACAAAAAUAUUUUAUCGUCUAUUUGAGCAUCGAGUUAGAAUGGGCUAUGGAUGAAUACUCUCGAUGAAAAAUAAUCAUGGAUAAAUUAGAUAGAAGCCGCCACUAUCAGGAAUCGAAUUAAAGCAUGCACUGAAAUAUUCCAUUAGUUUACUUGUACAUACCUUAUGCGAGUGUAUAUUGAGAUAUACAAUCGACGAGAUCAUUGUCAAUUACAUGUAAGGAAAAACGUUCUGCUGCGCGACUGGUUGUAAAAAAUUUCUAUUCAAUUCUUUAUUCAAUAAUCGAAUACUACAAUGUUGUAACAAAAUUAUUUAUUUCAUAUAAAUUCCAAGUAUCACAGUACUUUCCAAAUA
Athalia rosae (coleseed sawfly) is the source of this 3969-nucleotide messenger RNA. RefSeq names its product rho GTPase-activating protein Graf (gene Graf). The record is from RefSeq and is a predicted model, not a curated record. Gene Ontology annotation, molecular function: GTPase activator activity; protein binding. Gene Ontology annotation, biological process: signal transduction. NCBI's taxonomy places the organism in Eukaryota, Metazoa, Arthropoda, Insecta, Hymenoptera, Athaliidae. The transcript is spliced from 20 exons. Gene Ontology annotation, cellular component: cytoplasm. The coding region runs from base 16 to 2454 and encodes 812 amino acids.